Epinephelus lanceolatus (giant grouper) is the source of this 8745-nucleotide messenger RNA. It is a transcript of the gene mkln1, whose product is annotated as muskelin 1, intracellular mediator containing kelch motifs. Gene Ontology annotation, cellular component: cytoplasm. NCBI's taxonomy places the organism in Eukaryota, Metazoa, Chordata, Actinopteri, Perciformes, Serranidae. Gene Ontology annotation, molecular function: protein binding. The record is from RefSeq and is a predicted model, not a curated record.
GUCUCCUUAAGGGCUGUUACUUCUCGCUUCUUGCUAGCCUAACCCACCGCUGCUUGUUAUUUUCUUCAACAAGAUGGCUGUCGUUCCUGAGAGCAGAGUCCUCACUUUCAGCGUUUUUAAAUGGAGCUCUUACUCCUCUACAUAUUUACCAGAGAAUAUCUUAGUGGACAAACCUAAUGAUCAGUCUUCAAGAUGGUCUUCUGAGAGCAACUACCCUCCACAGUUUUUAAUCUUAAAAUUGGAAAGGCCGGCCAUUGUUCAGAGCAUCACCUUUGGGAAGUAUGAGAAGACUCACGUCUGCAACCUGAAGAAGUUUAAAGUGUUUGGUGGGAUGAGUGAAGAAAACAUGACAGAGCUUUUGUCCAGUGGCCUUAAGAAUGACUACAACAAGGAAACUUUCACCUUAAAGCACAAGAUCGACGAGCAGAUGUUUCCCUGCAGAUUUGUUAAAAUAGUGCCUCUGAUGUCUUGGGGUCCUAGUUUUAAUUUCAGCAUCUGGUACAUUGAGCUACAUGGUAUAGAAGAUCCUGAUGUGGUGCAGCCCUGCCUAAACUGGUACAGCAAGUACAGAGAACAGGAAGCCAUCCGCCUUUGCCUCAAGCACUUCCGACAGCAUAACUACACAGAGGCGUUUGAGUCGCUGCAGAAGAAGACUCGGAUAGCACUGGAGCACCCGAUGCUCACCCACCUGCAUGACCGGCUGGUGCUGCAAGGAGACUUUGACGCCUGUGAGGAGCUCAUUGACAAAGCUGUGAGAGACGGUUUAUUUAACCAGUAUAUCAGCCAGCAGGAGUACAAGCCCAGGUGGAGUCAGAUCAUCCCCAAAUGCAACAAAGGUACAAGCGCCCAAGAAAUCAACAGAGAAGACAUGAACAGUGACGGCGAUGACAAUAGGCCGGGUAUGAGGGGAGGACAUCAAAUGGUCAUUGACGUCCAGACUGAGACCGUUUACCUGUUUGGGGGCUGGGACGGCACACAGGACCUGGCUGACUUCUGGGCUUACAGUGUUCAGGAGAACCAGUGGGCCUGCAUCUCCAGAGACACAGAGAAAGAGAGUGGUCCGAGUGCUCGUUCAUGCCACAAGAUGUGUAUCGACUCCCAGCGACGUCAGAUCUACACGCUGGGCCGCUACCUGGAUUCCAGUGUCAGGAACAGCAAGUCUCUGAAGAGUGAUUUCUACCGCUAUGACAUUGAUGCCAACACCUGGACACUACUCAGCGAGGACACGUCAGCAGACGGAGGGCCAAAGUUGGUAUUUGACCACCAGAUGUGCAUGGACUCAGAGAAACACAUGAUCUACACGUUUGGUGGUCGGAUCCUGACAUGUAACGGCAGCGUGGAAGACAGUCGGACAUCAGAGCCUCAGUUCAGCGGCCUGUAUGCCUACCACUGCCAGGCAGGAACGUGGAGCCUCUUGCGGGAAGACUCUUGUAACGCUGGGCCAGAGGACAUCCAGUCACGUAUUGGCCACUGCAUGCUCUUCCACACUAGAAACCGCUGUCUGUACGUGUUUGGAGGUCAGAGGUCAAAGACUUACCUCAAUGAUUUCUUCAGCUACGAUGUGGAUGGAGACCAUGUAGAAAUCAUAUCUGAUGGCACUAAGAAGGACUCAGGCAUGGUGCCAAUGACGGGCUUCACCCAGAGAGCCACCAUCGACCCCGAGCUCAAUGAGAUCCACGUCCUGUCAGGCCUCAGCAAAGAUAAGGACAAACGCGAAGAGAACGUCCGCAACUCCUUCUGGAUCUACGACAUUGCCCGCAACAACUGGUCAUGUGUGUAUAAGAAUGAUCAGGCAGUGAAAGAAAACCCAAGCAAGGCUCUGCAGGAGGAGGAGCCGUGUCCACGCUUCGCACACCAGCUGGUCUACGAUGAGAUGCACAAGGUGCACUACCUGUUUGGUGGAAACCCUGGGAAGUCUUGUUCUCCUAAGAUGCGCCUGGACGACUUCUGGUCCCUCAAACUGUGUCGGCCCUCUAAGGAGUACCUGCUCCGCCACUGCAGAUACCUUAUCAGGAAAUACAGGUUUGAGGAAAAAGCACAAUCAGAGCCACUGAGUGCAUUAAAAUACCUGCAGAAUGACCUUUCACUGACGGUGGACCACACAGACCCCGACGAGACCAAAGAGUUCCAGCUUCUGCCCUCGGCUCUCUUCAAGUCCAGCUCUGACUUCAUCCCUCUGGGUUUCUCCGAUGUAGACCAGACGUACGCUCAGCGGACACAGCUCUUCGACACACUUGUCAACUUCUUCCCAGACAGCAUGACACCGCCCAAGGGCAACCUGGUAGACCUAAUCACGCUCUAGCCCCCACCCCGCCAUCUCACCCACAGGACUGACUGCACAUCUAUUCAUCCAUGCGCCUGAUGGGAUGGAGGAGACCGAGACCAGCUAUUUUUCUACUCCUGAACCCCGCUGGUGGGACCUCCUGCUGUCACAGUCUGCAUUACACUGUGCUAUUUGGAUAUGAGUGAAACUCCACGACCUGAGGUGUAUGUGUUUUUCUUUUCCCAAGAUAUCUCUUUAGUUUUUUGGGGGUUUUUUCGCCCACAGUCAACCACAGGCGUCCAUCCACGUUUGGAGCAAAACAGAUGAUGAGAUUACGUCUGUUCAGCCCAAUUGUUGUGAAAGUUCAGUUCAGAUUCACUGGUUGUUAAUUUAUUUGAAGACAGGACUGUAUGACCAUGACACAGGAAACUGCUUCACUCCUUACAGCUACAGGCUCUUCUGUCUGUUCUUUUGGUAACCUUUCAGCACCUCCUGCACAAUCUCAUUUAAACUGUCAAUUUGAUGAUGUGGUUGGCUCGCUUUUCUGCCGCAGAUGCCCCUAAUUAUGUCCCUGACUGUCUUGCAGAGGCAAAGCCAAUUUAAUAGUGCUGUAGUAACAACAGAGGAGUGAUCCUAUGAGAUAAAGUUGAAUACAUAUCUACCUGUUUUAUAUUGGUUUGGGUUGUUAUCCCUGUAAAACUGGCUGGUAAAGUUGAAUUUACUCCAGGAGACAGAAGGUGAAGUUCCACUGUUUUCCUCACUAGUUAAUGGACUUAAUUCCAAGUAAGAUGGUGUACAAAAUAUGUAAAUAUACAUAUACAGGACAUUUUUGGAUUGUGCUGGAUCAUGUUCUUUCUUGUUUUGCUUUGUCAAAAAGUCAGGGUCCACAUUCAGUAACGUUCUGGCUCUACAUUUAAUACUCAUUAUUACUUAUUGGGAAUAAUUUCAAACAAUUUAUAUGUGUGUGUGAAUGAAGUGCUGCUGCCAGUAUUCCAAUUUGACAAUUAGAGUAAGAAAAGGCAUGUUGUAUCACUGUGUGUUGACAGGAUGGUCACUCAGUGUGGGUGAAUUAGUGGUUGAAAAGUGGUUAAUGGGAAACUCUAACUUUUAACUUGGACCUAUUUUCCUAUGUUUUUGUUUCUAAGUGUCUCAUGGGAACAACAAAUUUUGAAAUUGGUCCAGUAUUGAGUGAGCGCGCUGCAGCCAGCAGUGGCGAAACAGGCUACAGUGUAACCACUCGUGGCAGGUGCGCCUCAUCAAUUUACAUACACUAAAAGUGCUUGCUUUUGCCAUUGACAGAUUUAGAGUGUUAUCAUAAGUGUCUGACAACAUUACGCAAAGGAUCCUACAGAAAAAUUAAAUGUUUUUCUGCACCUUUCAUUUGUUCCAGUCUGUUUUGUGUCCAAGACUCACUGACAAAGAAGUCCCAUUCUGAAAUCUCUUGAGAGGUGAAUUGUUGCAGGCUAACAAAUAGGGUUGCAGCGAUAUACCAGUUUCAAGGUACACCGUGAAAUAAAAAAUGAUGUUUAUUAUUACAUUUGCAUAUCUACGAUAUUGAAAAGAAAAUGCAACUGGACAGAUAAUCUCGCUUUUAUUUUAGUUAUUUUCUAAGGGGAGACUUUUUACACAUACUUCAAUAACAAAAUGUUGUCAAGUUUCAGUUAUAGUAAUAAAACGUUUGUUCAACCAACAAUAGCCCUUCUGUUUUCAUUUGUUUAAGGGUCAUUCUGACUGAUAAUAUAAAUUCAGUAAUACUAUGAUACCGUGAAACCACAAUAUUUUCUUAGUUAUUGUACUGUGAAAACCUUUCAUCCCUACUCCCCAUAUUUCAACCCUACUACCAAAGAGGUCUUGUUCUAAAAUCCUACAAGAGGUGACUUGUUGCAGGCUAACAAAAGAAGUCUGGUUCUAAUGUCUUAUGAGAGGUGACUUGUUGACUUGGCUUACAAAGACAUCUCGUUCUAAAAUCUUCUGAAAGGUGACUUGUUGCAGGCUAGCAAAGAAUUCUCUUUCUAAAAUCUUAUGAGAGAUGACUUUUUGCAGGCUAGCUAAGAAGUCCCGUUGUAAAAUCUUGGGAGAGGCGAGCUGUUGCAGGCUAACAAAGAAGUCCAGUUCUACAAUCUUACGAGAGGUGACUUGUUGCAAGCUACCAAAGUCUCUUUCUAAAAUCUUAUGAGAGGUGAUUUGUUGCUGGAAAAAAACAGUGGAAACUUUAGUGAAAAUUGGAAAGAGGAGUGCAGGUAAUAGUGUGUUGUGUUGGAGAAAAGAAAGUGUACCUUACUCUUAUCUAAAAGAUUUUCAGUGUCAUGGCUGAAACCUGAAGCUGAAGCUGACUUCCACUAUGUGAAAAAGUCUGCAAGAUUUCAGUAUGAGACUUCUCCUUAAGCAAAAUGUGAACACAAAACAGCAAAAGGUACAGGAAACCAUUGAAUUUUUCUUUAGGGUCUUUUCUGCAAUGUUGUCAGUCACUUCUGGUAACAAUCUGAGUCUGUCAGUGACAGAAACAAGCACUUUUGAUGGAUAUAAAUUGACAACACACACCUGCCCUCAGUGGUUACAAUGCAGCCUGUUUCUCUGCUGCGGCUGCAGGGCUCUCUCUCAAUACUGGACCAAUUUAAAAAAAAAUUGACCCACAAGUCACUUGGCCACAAAAACACUGGAAAAUAGAGCUUGGGUUGAAAACCACUUAAGUUUCCCUUUAAGCAGAAGCAGCCAAGCCUCUACAUAAUCAAAUAAAACUAUGUCAUGUACAAACUUGUCUGGUAUUAUGGCACAUGGCCACUCGCCAACAAAAUGAUCAUCAUUCAAAGGCUUAUUUAUUAUUCAUGAUAAUGACAACAUGAUACUUGAUUCACUGAUAUAGGAGCUGCUACUGUGUGUGCAAGAAAACUGUAGAAGGUUCCUACCAGCACAGUAAUUCUGAUGUCUCUCACAGUUAAAGGAAAAACUCCUGUCAUGUCAAAUAUAGGUUGUAACAUUGCUAAACAGAAAAACAAAAAAAGAAAAUUUCAGGUGAAGAAAAGUAUGCUGUCAAGUUUAAAGCAAGUUUUCUUAUGUAUGAAUUACCAGAAGUGGUAAGGGUGGUGUUUGUGUUUGCCAGCAGACAGGUGAGCUCAUUUCAGAUACUGCUCAGAUCCUCAGAAGGAGGUUGAAAGUGAGACUCAGCUACAAAAGAAUAAGACAAGGACACUUUAGAGGGUCCUAAGUCUGACUGCAGGACUGCCUCUUGCUCAUAGAUGCGCGGUGUGCUUCUUAGCUGAAGUUUAAAAAAAUUUCACUCUGCUGUCACCAAAUCAUUAUUGAGGUCCAUGUUCACUUUUGCUGAUUGUCAGUUUCCUUGUCUAUUGUCCUCAAUGACUCACAGUAAGACACUAACAAUUUUUUCACUUAAAAUGUUAUCAAUAACAUCCCAUCAACAAGAGCCAGUGUUCACUGUUUAGGUAAAACUUAAAUUAUUGUCUCUCUUAAUCCUACAUUUAAACUGUCAAACAGAACAACACUACAUAACCUGUCAUCUCAAGGCGGCUGCUAUGACUGUUAUCCCCAAUCUGUACAUCAUCAGGGUAUAAUUUACAGGAGCAGGACUUUUUCUGUCUAUGAGCUUUAAGAACACUAAAGGCAAAAGACAUCAACAGGAGGGCUGAGCUGGCCUAAAAGCUGGUGUGUUAGAUGUGUAAAUUGAUGGUAAAUUUAAAGAUCCUGUUGAACACUAUUUAAAAUUGAGGGUCACAUGUGGAAUCAGAGUGAAAUGUAGUGUUUGACUUACAGAAGCUAACUGAUAUUUAAAGAUCAGACAUGAGCCUGUUAACCUGCGAGUCUCUCUUUAAUGGCAUUUUAUAGACAUUUAUUGCACUUGUUUUGAAAUUGAAGGACCAUUCUGUUGUUUUGCAAGUCAUUAAACGUUAUGCACUGUUAAGUUAAAGCAAGCCUGUGGUAAUAAGGAAAGCUUGCUAACAUUAGCCAUCAUUAGCUUUUGCUCAUACCUGACCACGAAGACUGUUGUAGUGAACAAGAGUGAGUUGCUUUUGUACUCAGCUUUUCAUUUGGAAGAGGAGGAAUGCAAAUCACUUGUAACUUAAAACAGUAAUGCCACUUGUACAAAAACCAAAGCAGACAUGAUGUUCACUGUGAUGAGUUCCCUAUGUCACUAGUGAAAAUGGGUUUUUUAUAUUGUGCUGAAGUGAACUUAAACCAACUGCAGUAUGCUUUGAAAAAUGGUUGGCAGUAAUGUUGAUGUUGAUGUUAAUGAGAUUUAGCUGAUCAAUAGGUUGACACUCCUCUCAUGUCUGUACACUAAAUAUGAGGUCACCACUAGCAGCCAGCCAGCAUUGCUUAACACAAAGACUGUAAACAGAGGGAAAUUUAACGUGGCUCUGUCACAAAGUAACAGAAUCUGUCCAUUCUCUCCUCUAACGCCAUGUGGACAUGGAAUGUGGAAGCGCGCAGAUGUGUCAAUUGACAUGCAAGCAGUACGGAGCAGUUGCCUGGCCAUUGACACCACAAGUGUAUUUCUUCUCACAGGCCAACAAGCGAUUCUGCUCUGCUCUGUUGUAAUUACAUGUAGAGCUGUGUGUGUGUGUGUAUGCUUGAGUAUCUUCUUGUCUUGCUCGCUCUCUGUUUACAUACAACUGACACAAAUGUAAACAAGUAAGGAUGGAAUGCAUAUUUUAGAAUUCAUAAGAUUCAGAUCAUUUUUAUCAUCUAUAACCUUUAUAUUGUUUAUGAUAUAUUAUUAACGUGCUUUCUUGCCAGAUUUGCUUACAGAAAAAAACAGACCAGACGCUGAAACUAUGGCUGCAUGUUGCAAUCCCGGCGUAGCGCAGCGCAUCCUAGGUGAACGGCUCAAAUGAUUAACAUGAGUGUCAAGGGAUGCGGACAGUGCUCCACAAAAAAAUCACUGUGCUUUGCAGCACUUCCAGUGUGAACUCGGUGUAAAGCUCACUAAUACAUUGUAGUCUCUGUCGGUUGCUUGGCAUCCUCACAUUGACAACAGGACUUCAGGAAGGGACUGCCCCUGGCCAGCAUAUAGUCCAGUACAUAAACUCCUGUAAACCCACUAACUUAUCAAUUAUAAAGCUUUAGAAGAGCCACUAGUGGGAUAUACCUAUCUUUUCGACUCUAUGCUAAGUUAAGCUAACCAACUGCUGGAAGUAGCUUCAUAUUUAGCAUACACAGGCAUGAAUCCAGUGUCAAUCUUUUCAUCUGAUUCUCGGGAAUGUUGACCAGAACGUCCAACUAUUCCUGUAAGGCUACGUGAUUUGUAGCAAGUGGACUGAGAUUUGUAGAAGCAAAAUAAACAAUGGUAUGGUCCUUCAAGUGUCAGACAUGAGCUUCAUACCUCCUACAAACGCUGUCUGAAUGGAAGAGUUUGAUGCUUUAUAUUGAAUGCACUUACUGUUGAAUCUGUUUCUGGUGAAUUCAGCCGAGACGCCUCACUUCCUAACUUGCUUUCAAACUCAUAAUGUGUGUAUUUAUGCAACACAGAGAACUUAACAUAGUGCACUGUGGUUUAAAAUGUGAAACGCUCUCGGGGUGUUGUUUACUGUGAUUGCGGGUGCUCUUAUCUACUGUACCUAUCAUCACUGUAAAGAAUCUGGCUAGUGUGUUUUACUGGCACUCGAACUGAGUAGUUGUUUCAGACAGGUAAGGGAUUGACAGAGGAGGUUUGGGGAGUGACAGAAGCAGUCUGGGGAGUGACAAACAGUUGGAGAGUGUCAGAAGCAGUUUGGAGAGUGACAGAGGUAGUUGAGGAGUGAGAGAAGCAGUCUGGGGAGUGACAGAAAUGGUUGGGGAGUGAGAGAAGCAGUUUGGGGAGUAACAGAAGCAUCUUGUUGCUCAGGUGAGAGUGGAAAACCUGUAAUUCCCCAUGAAAUAGUCCUGCUAAUAUUUGGUCAUUUCUGUGUGUUAAUGUUCUGUUAGAGGAGGAAAGAGGAGGCGUGUGCAUUAUAUGCCACUUCAUGUAUGUUUUUCUGCUGCUCUAAUACCCACUGAAUGAAAACAAAUUAGUGAUUAAGAAAAACAAAAAAGACACCAGAUUAUAAAAGAAAAUGAAAAUGCUUUGUGAGGGAUUGUUUCUGAUACUUUGGCAACAUUUAUGACUCUAUGCUUGCUGUAGCAUUUUUUAUUUUGUCCCAGAAGAAAGCUGUUGAAAAAGACUAAUUGAAAGCACCUUUGUAAAAAAAAAAAAAAAAAAAAACACAAUGCCAAAUACUACUUUUCUUUUUGCUGUUUUAGGGUAAAUAUCCUCCACACAACAAUGUUUUAUGGAUGGAUUGUUAGUGUUAUUAAUUUUGUCUCUUUUUUUCCUCCCAUCUGGCCCUUUUCUCGACCUCUGGGUGGGACUCAGGAGUUGUAAGGCUGGUACUCUCAUAUCAAUGAGCACUACUCUGUGGAUACAGUGAAUGUGUAGAAAGCCUUGUAGUAUUGCAUUGUAUGUAAUGUAUAUAAUGAAUAAAGAUUGUAUUUUGUUCAGGUUUUCUUAA